Arvicanthis niloticus (Nile rat) is the source of this 10550-nucleotide messenger RNA. NCBI's taxonomy places the organism in Eukaryota, Metazoa, Chordata, Mammalia, Rodentia, Muridae. The record is from RefSeq and is a predicted model, not a curated record.
CGCCAGCGCAGCCAGGCCACUGGGGAGUGACUUCCACUCGGGAUCGCGGAGGGCGCAGGCCGUUGGCGCGUGGCAGUCGGCGUGGGCCUGGCGUCCCCGCGCGUUCGCGGCGCCCCGUGUCUCCGGCUGGGCGCAGGUGGGCCAGGCCGGGCGCCGCAGAUCGGCGCGUUCCCACGAAGGCUAGCCCUCGGAGCGAGGGGGAGGGACCAUCGGAAAGACGUGGAACGAUCCGCGCGGUGUCAUCCGCAGGGCCCAGGCCCCGCGCCACCGCCGUCGUCGCCGCCGCCGUCGCCGCCGCCGCCGGGGCUUUGCUGCGGGGAUCCACGCUGAGUCUCCGCGCAGCCCGGAGAUUAGCAUGACACUGGGUAGCCGUCCCGCUUCCGGCGGUGCCAGAGCGCAGCGCCCUAGUCCCCGAGCCGCGAUGGCCCCGCGCGGGGGCCGAUCGCCGGGCUCCGCAGCCGCCGCGGCCCGUGAGUAGGAGUAUGCCUGCGGCGGGGGACCCACGCGUGUCGCCACGCGCCCCCACCCUCCCGCGCCCCCGCCAGCCUAGGAAGGAGGAAGCCUAACGCCGCGCCGCGGUCGCCAGCACCCAACGGGGCUCUGUUCCUGCGUUGUCGCAGCGGCGGUCCCAGUGCUCCCGCGCGCCCCCCGUUCGAGCCUCUGGAAUGAAGACUGCCUCCCGAGGACUGCGAGAGAGAAGCAGAGGCUGCGGGCGCCGGGGACUGCGGGCCUCGCGGCUGGGAGGUCCGGGGGGACGCGACUCAGACGCUGUCAUCCCCACGCCUCGCGCUGAAGCCUCCUAGUGCGGUUGGGGCUGCCGCCCACCGGUCAAGCUGCCGGGGCGUGCGAUCCCGGGUCGGCCCCCGGAGGCCUCGGCUUCCUCAUUUGUUUGGGUCUUUUGUGCUGUGGCGCACAGUUGGCUAAGCACUCCUGCGCUGAAUCGGGCCAUUGUCUGCUCUCCCAUUGCUUCCACGCUGCAAGUCUCGGCGCCCCCACCCCGGCCGCCCCCUCCCGGCCGCCGAGCCUCCCGACGUGCCUUCCCCCCCAGGAAUCUGGAAGCUGGAAGCCCCGCGGAUUGCAAAUGAAGUGGAAUGCAUUGUGGGACGAGUGUAAAAUCCGAGCCUUCUCCGUGGGGGCGUGGGGGGGCGUGGGGAGGGCCGGACCUGCCGCCGGCGGUGUAGACACCGACGAGAAGAGGGGGCUGGGGAAAAAAAAUGUGCGCAGAGUCCUCCCGGGUCGUGGCCUCGGUAGACGGAUGAAGCAGCGCGCUGCGCCCUGGCGCUGAGGCCCCACUAUCGGGGCACCAGGGUCGCCCUUCCCCACCAUGAAGAAGACCCGGAGCACAACCUUGCGGCGAGCCUGGCCUAGCUCGGAUUUUUCAGACCGGGCCUCGGACCGCAUGAGGUCCCGCAGCGAGAAGGACUACCGUCUGCACAAGCGCUUCCCCGCGGCCUUCGCGCCCCAGGCUUCUAGGGGCUACAUGACAUCAGGUGAUGUGUCACCAAUCAGUAUGUCCCCCAUCAGUCAGUCACAGUUUAUUCCACUCGGGGAGAUCCUUUGCUUGGCCAUCUCGGCAAUGAACUCUGCGAGAAAGCCUGUCACCCAGGAGGCGCUGAUGGAACACCUGACCACGUGUUUCCCAGGUGUUCCAACCCCAAGCCAAGAAAUUCUGCGGCAUACCCUAAACACAUUGGUACGGGAGAGGAAAAUCUAUCCGACUCCGGAUGGCUAUUUCAUUGUGACCCCACAGACUUAUUUCAUUACUCCUUCCCUCAUAAGAACUAACAGUAAGUGGUACCACUUGGACGAGAGGGUACCUGACCGGUCUCAGUGUACCUCUCCACAACCAGGAACCAUAACGCCCUCUGCCUCAGGCUGUGUCAGGGAAAGGACAUUACCCAGAAAGCACUGCGACUCUUGCCACUGCUGCCGAGAAGACGUGCACAGCAUGCAUGCCUCCACUCUGCAGAGGAAGCCCGCCAAGGACUGCAAAGACCCUUACUGCCCUCCUCCGCUAUGCCAGGUGCCACCCACUGAAAAAAGCAAAAGUACUAUAAAUUUCUCCUAUAAGACGGAAACUCUCUCAAAACCUAAAGAUGGUGAAAAGCAGUCCAAAAAAUUCGGACUCAAGUUAUUCCGGCUGAGUUUUAAGAAAGACAAGACCAAACAGCUGGCCAAUUUCUCUGCCCAGUUUCCUCCCGAGGAGUGGCCUCUGCGAGACGAGGACACGCCCACGACUAUCCCCCGGGAAGUGGAGAUGGAGAUUAUCCGGCGUAUCAACCCCGACUUGACGGUGGAAAAUGUCAUGAGGCACACUGCACUGAUGAAGAAACUUGAAGAAGAAAAAGCUCACCGGAGCAAAGCCGGGUCCUCCGCCCACCACAGUGGAAGGAGUAAAAAGAGCCGGACUCACCGAAAGUCCCACGGGAAGUCUCGGUCACACAGCAAGACGCGAGUGUCCAAAGGAGAUCCUUCGGAUGGCUCGCAUCUGGAUAUCCCCUGCGAGAGGGAGUAUGAAUUUUGCGACCCUCUAACCAGGGCCCCCAGAGAGGGCUGCUUCAUCAUUGAACACAAAGGAGACAACUUCAUCAUGCACAGCAACACGAACAUGAUCGAGUCCCAUUUCCCCAUGACGCCAGAAUGGGAUGUGUCUGGCGAACUGGCCAAAAGGAGAACGGAGAUGCCCUUUCCCGAACCUUCCAGGGGAAGCUCCCACUCCAAAGUGCACCGAAGCCACAGCCAUACCCAGGACCGGAGGUCCAGAAAUGAGAGGUCCAACAAGGCCAAGGAGAGAUCCAGGUCAAUGGAUAACUCCAAAGGCCCCCUGGGCGCUUCUUCUCUCGGGACUCCGGAAGAUCUGGCUGAAGGCUGCAGCCAAGAUGACCAGACCCCCAGCCAAUCAUACAUCGACGACAGUACUUUAAGGCCUGCGCAAACGAUUGGUCAUCAAAGGGCUCAUAUUCCUUCUGCCAGCUAUAAAGAGGUGUGCAUUCCAGAAAUAGUUGGUGGCAGCAAGGAACCUUCUAGUGCUUGUAGCCUUUUGGAGCCAGGCAAACCCCCUGAGAGUAUGGUGUCCUACGGGGAUCUCAGCCCUUGCCCGCCAAAAACAGCUGUGGAUGACUAUUUUCAGUGCAACACGUCGAGCGAGACUGUGCUCACAGCACCGUCGCCUUUAGGGAAGAAUAAGGAGGACCAUGACACUUUGACCUUGGUGGAGGGGGUAAAAAAGCUGUCUCCAUCUGAGAGGCAGACCCCCCAUUCUUCCAGGGAACCUGUUGGGCACAAGGAGGAGUCACCGAACGGGCCAGGUGGGGGCCCUGCAGCCUCUGGUGGUGUGGCAGAGGGGUUGGCCAACGGCCGUCUUGUCCAGCAUCAUAGUGCGGACCCCAGCAGCCUGGACAAAAGGAAAGAAAUAUUCAGCAAAGACACACUGUUCAAACCUCUACACAGCACCCUGUCUGUAAACAGCUAUCACAAAUCUAGCUUGUCCCUCCUCAAAUCUCACCCGAAGUCACCUGUUGACACACUGCCAGGCCGAUGUGAGAAACUGGAACCUUCCCUUGGGACAUCCUCGGCCCAAGCCAUGCCUCCGUCCCAGCGUCAACAGGAGUCUGGAGGGAACCAGGAGGCUUCUUUUGACUAUUACAACGUCUCUGACGAUGACGACUCAGAGGAGGGGGCCAACAAAAACACAGAGGAGGAGAAAAACAGAGAUGAUGUGGGCACCAUGCAGUGGCUCCUCGAGAGGGAGAAGGAAAGAGACUUGCAGAGGAAGUUUGAGAAGAACCUCACCCUCCUCACCCCAAAAGAAACUGAUAGCAGCAGUAACCAGAGAGCCACCCACUCAGCCCGGCUGGACAGCAUGGACAGCAGUAGCAUCACCGUGGACAGUGGAUUCAACUCCCCACGGAAUUGAAAAAAAAAUGUUUCUGCAGCUGUAGAGAUCACCAAUCUGGACUGCACUCGGGAGAGCCUGGCUUCCAACACAUCAAGCAUUGUUGAAAGCAACCGCCGUCAGAAUCCUGCUUUGAGUCCAGCCCACGGCGGAGCUGGUCCAACCUUCAACUUCCGCACCAGUACGGAUCCCCCAACCAGCGAAGCUGAGAAAUUACAGAAACCUUCCAACUGCUUGCAAGCUUCUGUUACUAGUGUAUGAUUGUCCUUCUGCCUCAGAUCUUCUGUCUCAUUCGAUACAGCAACGUUUACGACGAUUGGGACUGAUGUUUACAUCUCUGCAAAGACAAACAUCUCAAGCACAGGUUGGGGGUUACUUGAGCUGUGCUGCUAAGUAGGCUAGGGCAAAAAAAAAUCUUCAUUUCGGAGUAUUGCUUUUCACCCGUAUGGCUCUGUAGCAACCGAAUAGCAGUAGGGGAGAUAUGUACACUUCUGCUUCACUAACUGUAUCUGAGCACACAUAGGAAAGUCUAAACACUGUAAGUGGAACAUGCGUUUUUCAAUGUCAUACAGUUGCCAAUUCCAUUCUGAAAUGCCACAGAGAUGUGUUGCUCCUGGCCGGCCUAGGGAGAAUGGGGCCAUGGAACUAAUCCUGGAUUACCCCAACCCCCCUCAAAAAAAAAAGCCGCCACAAAAUGUAAAUGUAGGGGUGUCCAUUGUGAGAAAAAUCAAUGCCAAACUGGGCAGAAGGGACCCCAGCCCUUUGUGUGUGAGUCCUUUAAAGUAUGAGUCAUUUUCACUGUGAGUUUUCAGGACACUCCUGCAGGAGCCCAUGGAAGUGGGUCAGAGGUCCCAAUGGAUGGAAGUCGUUAGGGUGUUUGUUUUCACUGUUUUCUAGCUCACUCAAUGCUUGUCUUGAGUUUUGUUUUUUGUUUUUUGUUUUUUUCCACCUUCCCUAAUCACAAACAGGAAUAUAGGCCUUUGAAGAGGACAAAUGCAGUCUCAUGGGGGCACAGCACUGAGUGCUGGAGAAGGGUGUGUGGAUGACCAGGAGAGAUGAGUCAGAUACUGGAGAAGGAUGCCUUCCUCCCUGGGACACUUAGGAUGAGCAGCAAGCUUACUCUACUAGAUGCAGUGAUUAGUUUGUUGGGAAGCAAAAUGUUCUUUAUGAUACAAAUGAAGAAUGUGGCCCGAGGGUGUUAUUCUUUCUAAUGGAAGGGACAUAAGUCUAUUUUAUGUAGUUUUAAAUAGAAUGCCUAAAUUAGGCUGUGGGGGAUGGUUUUUAGUGGAUGUAGGAAGGAGCAAAUUUAGGGAGAGUUGAACUUCAGGCCUUUUAUUCAUGGGAAGAUAUCUAUAGAGACAACAUUUAAAGUAAUUUUUUGAUUAGAAAUAUACAUGGGCCCAUGUAAUAAAGAGCAAAAUGCCCUCAUUCUGCUGGUGUGGUAUAUUCUUAAUUUGUACUCCCCUAAAAUGUAUCGAAUGACAAUUAUGCAUUCAUGAACUAUGCCAGAGUAAUGUUUACAGAUACUUUGUAAUGAUUUCAGGAGGCUUGUUUUGGGUGGAUUGUAUGGCAGUUCCUUGUCAUCUUUUACAAUGAUUUCUCCACGCUCCACUUUGUUUUCUGACACCCAUACUCAGUAUCAAAAGGCUUUACAGAAGGGGGACGCUAACCAUUACUCUUCGAUCCAAUAGGAAAGACGCUUUUCAAAAGUCCCAAUUUUUUUUUUUUGAGAAGCAUUGCAUACAUCUGUAGGUACUGGAAAUCCAUCUGCACAAGGGUUAAGUCUGAUCCCAGAAAAUGGUCUGGAAUAAAGUUAUAUUCAGUUUAGUGUCAGAUGAGUUUUGGAGCCAUAGAGCCAUAUCCCAUAACAAAUUUAUAAAUAAAUAACGUAAAAUCAAUAGAAAAUAUUUUCCCUCAAGAUUCCGGUAGUGAGCAUAAGUUUGUGAGCUACUUCCUUUUCUGUGUCAGGCUUACGCACUAGCAGUGUGUUUAAGGAAGCACAGUCCCAUGAAGUAGUUGGAAACAUUUGAAAGUUGUGUUGGGUCAAACUGGGCUCCUUAAGUUUGGUAUAAAUUUCUUUCUUUCUUUCUUUCUUUUUUUCUUUUUUUUUUUUUUUGAAGCUUAAGCAUGAUUCUCAAUAUUCUGCUACAUCGUUAAAAUGCUUAAGGCGAUUGGCUUUGAAUCUCAUACCUCCCUUCCUCCUGGGCAUGCCUCGGUUUUUCAGAAACACCUCGUUUAUCUCAUUAUUUAAGUAAUGUCCAGAAAGAGCAGCCUCGCAUCUAUAUACCACAUAGUCUGCUUGCUUAAGGAGCCAUGUACCAUGCAAUUCCUAGAUCUGGUCUAAAUUAAUCCCCCCUUCUACAAAGAAAAAAAAAACAAAACAAAACCCUGCUCUGAAACUUUUGGCAUACUCAGUUCAUAAAUAAUAGGACCAUUAAAACAAUACAUUAGUCUCUAAUUGACCCUCUGAACGUAGCCAUUGAAAGAAUUGAGUGAUAAGUGAGCAGGAGAGGGCACAAUUACAUAUAAUUGAAGCUUUAAAAUAUGAAGUUUUGAGUAGCUCACAAGAAACAGGUUUACAGAAUGCAUGAUUCAAACAAAAUGUGGACACUAUUUGCCUAAUCAUUGUGGAGCACAUGAUUUAAAAAAAAAAUAAACUAAAGAACCUCCCCUUAGGCCAGCAGCCAUUAGCAUAGAAUGAUGGGCUUUAAAGAUGAUAUACCACAUAAACAGACAUUCUGUGGAGAAGCACUCUUGUCUGAAUCUAAUCUGGAUUCUUGAAUAGAGGAAACAUUGGUGGUGGGAAGCACAUGGCCAAUAGGAUACGCACAUGUGUCUAAGAUGGUCUAGUCGAAAUGGCGAGACUCUUGACUCUCACAGCCUUGAGUUGAGGCCCCCUCCAGGCUUUGCCAAUAGUAUUCUCCACUGGAACCAGAGCUUUGUGUUCCAUGAUGGCGUGUCUAGUUUUAGAGUUUAUCAAUGGAAAGGUUUACAAAACUGAAUCUGGUUGAAUCUCUGUGAGGCAUUCAACUUUAAAGGGUCAACACAUCUGUCGGCAUUUUGCACACUUAUGUAUUAUUAUGAUACAGCAUAUUACUUUAUGGUGAUUUUUAUUUUUACAUAUAACUACCUCCAUGAAUUUGAUGAAAUGGCAGCAGCGUGUUAAAGUGUGUUUUUCAGAAAAAAGAAGCAAUGUUUCAAACAUGUUUCAACAGUAGGCCAUGGCGUUGCGUGUGUGUUGGUGACGUAUCCAUUGGACUCAUGACUUUUUCAUUGCCGUGGUUUUCAUUCACAACAUUCUUUGGCUCCCAACUGUAAACCUGUUGUCCUCUUUCUCUCUCCCUUCUCCCCCACAAAAGCACAUUUGAUUUGUUACAAAUCAAUGAACCUUUUAAAAUUACUGUCUUCUCCGCUUCUCACUCCUACUAUGAGAGAGAGAAAGAGAGAGAGAGAGAGAGAGAGAGAGAGAGAGAGAGAGAGAGAGAGAGAGAAAUUCUCUUUGACAAACAGCCAUUUGGGAAACAUUUGGGAAGUUAUUAAUUCCUAUAGAAAUUGAAUUGGAUUGCCAGGUUUUUUCCCCCCCAGUAACAAAAGACAUGAAAGAAAUUUGGACUGCCAACUUGAAGCACUUUGGGCCUCUCUGCUUUGAUCAUAUGCUACCCUAUGGAGCCCAAACUUCCUUUUUAUUAAAAGAACUGUGCCAUGCAUUCUGAGAUGUCUGCUAAGUAAUUUCUGUACCAUUUGAUAUGUUUUGCACAUCUCAGGAGACCUUGAGUGCAAGGAUGGGAUGUGUGUACACCCAAUAGAGAAAACCAAUAGGAAAGCUGAACGAGAGUAUCCGGGUAGAAAUAAGAAAUGCCCGUGUCUUUGAUGUCGGAGAAUUCGUGUUCAGGAAACACAAAGGGAAAGGGAAUGUGAAGGAGUAGUGAUUUGAACACCAGCUGUUCCUAAAUGUCUCUCUUUGAAAAGUCAGCCAAUACUGUUACAGUGUACAUUGAGAUUCUAUUGUGGCCACCGCCAAGAGAAGAAAUGCGGUCCAUAGAAGAGCAUCCUUUCUCUUUUAGGUUAGCAUAGAAGAGCAUCCUUCCUCUUUUAGGUUAGCAUAGCUUUGUAAAGUUCUAGGAUUAACCACUUGUCACCACAAAGUGUACUUGAAGAUAAAGUUUGCAACUUCGGAGAUAGGCACAGUUCUCACAAAACCUCACAAAAAAUUUGGGAAGGGUAGCGUUCUGAGCUUGCACUAACAACCGAUGACUGGGAACGUGCUGCAGCUCAUCUUGGGAUCUCCUAGUGCUCCGGAAGCAUUAGUUGUACCAUUGCAGAGCAGGUCCUGUUUGUCACACCCAUGCUUGACAGGAGCAAACAAAUGGAGUGACUCAAGAUCACUCAGAAACACAGUGGCAGCUCUCAGUGACCUAUUUUCUAUUUGUUUGAUAGGCCAUGGUGAGAAAUCGCUAAAAUGCAUAAAAUUUUUUAUGAUGUGUGCUAAUAAAGAAAACAAAUACAGUUUGAUACCUUGUCCAUUUCAUUCAAAGAGGUAUGGGUGUUUGGAAUCUCAACACCCCAGCACCCCUUAACUGGUAUUGAGUUAUAAAGUGGGAGAUGAGCAGAUCCACACCAAUGCCACUGUCAUCGAAGGCCAGUCCAGACAUCCACCUUUGUUUACAGUUUCUCAUUGGGUUCCUGUCAUUUCUGUGCUAAAACCCCAUCUUCAGGAACAUUGGCUGCUCCAGGCAGUGGAAGGUGCUGAAACAGUUGUUUUGUUUUGUUUUUUUAAAUUUUUCCUUUAAAGUAUUUAUCACGCACUCUUCACAGUGCUCAGCUACGUAUUAUUCACUACACUAUAUCAAGCCCUGCUUCGUGGGAUCUGGGAAGCUGCUCCAGUUCCAAGAGUUUUGUUAAAUUAUGAGAUAGAAGGUCUUUGACAUCUGCUUUCUCCUUUCCCACAGACUAGUCCCACACCCAGCUAGCAGUGUAGUGCAGACCACAGUAGACACAAGAAGUGGUGCUUUCUUACCCCUCCCCCCACCCAUUGUCAAAGCCAUCCAAUAACGUCCUGUGAGCGAGGGACUCCUUGGCCAGUGUUUAAGGCUUGAGGAAAUUAGAAACAAGAAAAAUGAAUGCAAAAGCCAUGGGAGGCAUUGUUUUUCUUUGGGCUAGUUAAACAUGGCGGAAAGGGAUUGCUAUCGUCUAAGCUUUGCCAAGAAACACAAAAGAAUCAGCUGUCACCCCAUCCUUCUUGAAGAAGGUUUUGUAGUAUUAAAUGAUACAAGUGAUAUUUUCCCAUGGAGUUUUCCUUAGGAUACGUUUCAUGAAUUAUACACAUGAGACAUUGUAUUAGUAGCUCUCAUGUGUUUGCAAAAAGGUACUGGCUUCUCCCUGAUUGGUGUCUGCCCCCUUGGCUUGCAUCAGCAAUGCAGAGGAGCACCGCGGUGACAGCUUCUAUAAUACAUAUGCCUGUGCCUUUAUUAUUGUUCACAGGCUUAACAGUUGCAAAAUUUAGAAUUCGGCAAAGCUCCAGGGGAACUAAGUGGUCUUGUGAUUGUAUGCAGGCAGUCAGAGGCCUUUAACGGCUCAUUGUUGGCUUCACUUGUGAACACAUGCACCCUUCUGACUAGGAAAAGGGUGUUUCCGAGUGAGGUAUCAAUGGCUCUGGAAAGGCAGAAAUGGAAGGUUUGAGCUUGGCUGGGUCCUUGUGCACCUGCCUACCUCCCUAUCCAAAGGCUGACCUUGGUACCUACCCCCCUCCCCAUUCCCCUACUCUUACCCCACAAGAGGUACCAAAUCUGAGACCUGAGCUCUCCUCCAAUCCCAGUCCUCUCCAGCUCCAGGACCUUCAUCCUAUAGAACAUUUUUGGCAGCCCUGACUUUCUUUCCUCCGAGGCUUACCCUCGGCCUCCUUGCCCUCACAUUUCCCCCACCCAGAUACCUACUCCAUCACCACUCUUUCCACAUUGGAAGAACAGACUACUGUGUAGUAUUGUGCACGCAUGCCAGUUAGGAGUAGAACUGUCCUAGGUUCACCUUCAUGUAAAUGUCAACAGCUACAAACGUCAAGUCCUUAGAGCAGCGACAUGAUACUCUCUGGAAGACAAUUCAGUUUGACCCUCCAGGUUCCAAGGGAUCAUGGCUCUGCAGGUUUCUUCUCUGAGUGGCUGACGAUGACGAUUACAUUAGGGUCGAUGAGCUAAGUACACGUGGGACUCACUACGUUAGGAAGGAGUUUUGCAGCCAAGACUGCCUUGAAUAAAAUGUUUUUGCACUGAAAAAAAAAAAAAAACUUUAAAUGACUUGGUCUCUGGUUGCUGUAAAGGUCAUCCAAGAUGGAUGUUCUGUUUAUAUUGUAUAGUAUUUCAUAAGAAAUAACUGCAGUUCAUGAAACGUCUUCCCUGAAGUUACUGAUUUCUAACAGCACAUUUGUAACAUGGUUUUUAUCGUGUCCGUGUACCAUAUUGUAAAUGAUGAUUGUCAUCCUUAGUAUAAUAAGUUAAAAGGAAAAAAAAAAAAAAGGACAGGGAUUUUUGUAAGUCUAUAUUUGAAAGUCCCUCCAUAUGGUAAUAUCGUGUUCAUGUUGUUUAUGUAGUGUUGUGUGAAAUAUCCAUUUUGGAUUGUGUUACUUUUUAAGAUAUUAAAUAACAUUUGGUUAUAUGUGUAA